Brassica napus (rape) is the source of this 870-nucleotide messenger RNA. RefSeq lists its product as uncharacterized. The transcript has a single exon. Bases 1 to 870 code for a protein of 289 amino acids. NCBI's taxonomy places the organism in Eukaryota, Viridiplantae, Streptophyta, Magnoliopsida, Brassicales, Brassicaceae. The record is from RefSeq and is a predicted model, not a curated record.
AUGCGACACCUAGCUCUGAAGUUCUUGAGAUGCUCUGUGAGAGAUGGUGAUACUGCAAAGUUCUGGUUUGAUCAUUGGUUGCCAACAGGACCUCUACUCUCCUUCGUAGGGCAAGAUGAUCCUCUUAUGAUGGAAAUACCUAUGUCAAGCAAUAUAGCAGAAGCCUGCACCGCCACAGGAUGGAGACUGCCUUCACACCGGGUGAGACAUAGGAGAGUAGCGGAAGUGCGUGACCACUUAACUGCCCAUCCUCUCCCUACUCAAUCUCAAGGCCCUGAUGUGUUCUCGUGGGAAAUUCCAGGCAUUGUGUCCUCUGACUUCUCCUUGGGUUUAACUUGGGAACACCUACGACCAAAACAUCCUAAGCUCCUGUGGACUCAAUCGGUUUGGUUCAAAGGUUGCAUACCAAAGCAUGCUUUCACAUUUUGGGUUGCUCAUCUCGAUAGGCUUCCAGUCAGGCAAAAACUGGUAACAUGGGGCAUGGAUGUUCCUGACACUUGUGUGCUAUGCAAUCGGCUUUCUGAAACCAGAGAUCAUUUGUUCCUGGAAUGUGAGUACAGCAAGGAUAUAUGGGCUAAGCUGUUCGCUAAGCUGGGGGCUUCUCCUCUGCGGGUAAGAACUUGGGCAGCUCUAGUUAAUUGGUUACAGGCUGCCAGAGGGAACCGGCUUUUCACAAUUAAGCACAUAGCAGCCCAGGCUAUUAUUUAUCUCAUAUGGAGAGAAAGGAACUCAAGAAUGCAUGUUGGGAAUCCUCAACCUCACUCUGUUGUGUUCAAACAGCUGGAUCGAUGCGUACGGGACAUUGCUCUUGCCCGCAAAGAUAGGAAAAGGUUCAAGACCAUGCUUUCCAUCUGGUUUAGAUUCGACUAA